GCCUACGUCGACAACCACUGUACCAACGUCGACAACACUGUGCCCACGUCGACCACACUGUGCCGACGUCGACAACCACAGUGCCUACAUCGACAACCACUGUGCCAACGUCGACAACCACUGUACCUACGUCGACAACACUGUGCCACGUCAACAACUACAGUGCCGACAUCGACAACCACAGUCCCAACAUCGACAACCACUGUGCCCACUUCAUCAACUACUCCUUCUGUACCAACUGCGGUUCCAACUACCACACGUCCUGCAUGCUGUCCGACGGCUGGACUUUGGAGUGAGUGGGCUACUAAUGAGCAAUGUGCCGACACCUGCGGUUCAUGCGCUCAGCUGACUUACCGUCGCAAAUGCCAGUCCGAAGAGGCUGGAUGCCCAUGCAUUGGAAGUGAUGUUAAAGUGGAGAACUGUAAUAUCAACACGUGCUACUUCCCACGUUUGUCCUGUUGCAGUCCUUAUACUUCCACAGUGAUUGAUGGAAAGCAUGCUGUGUCCACGAGGUAUGUUGUUCAGCAUUGGCCCUCAGCAAAUGCAAGGAUAAGACAUGUUUAUAAUUUUUCUUUUCAAGGCCGAACAUCGACCGAGCCUGAACCCGAUACAUCGUGUUGCCCAACAAAUGGAUUCUGGGCCGAGUGGGGUGAAUGGAGCGGUUGUACUGGAGCUGGUUGUUUCAAGGUGGAUCCACCAACAGUAACACCUCUACCCAAAUGUGAGAACGCAUCAUGUUGCGUGAUUGGAGGGGUUUGGACAGAAUGGUCCAGCGGAGGUGCUUGUUCAGACACUUGUGGAAACUGCGGUACACGACACGCACAAGAGGCUGCGUAUCGGAGCAGUUCGGAUUCCUUGGCUCGUCCUAGCACGAAACAGUCUGAAUGUGCAUCAAGCCCGUGCAUCUUCCCUCGUGCUUCGUGCUGUGCUAAUCGUACGGUUGAACUAGCUCCUGAUCAACAUUGGCAGUGUUCCAGAAAAGAUGACACCAGUCCACCACCAUCAGACACAUGCUGGACCUGUUGUCCGAGCUCUGGAGGCUAUUGGUCCGAAUGGACUGAGGGAGGAGCAUGUGGUGAUACCUGUGGUUCAUGCGCUCAAGUUACACAAUCACGAGUCUGUCUUACGGAGCAACAUAACUGCACUUGCAGGGGCCCUGCAACACGAACGAAGAACUGUAAUAUCGGUGUGUGCUACUUCCCAAGAGACUCUUGCUGUUCUCCGUACUCAUCAGCGAUCAUAGACGGAAAGCAUGCAUGCGGACCACAGCCAAACUACACAACACCUCUGGCACCGGUUGAUCCGUACUGUAAACAACCACAUGUUGUCCCGAUAACGGAAUCUGGUCAGAAUGGACACAAACACCUGAACAAUGUUCAGACUACUGUGGAUCAUGUGGAAAUGUUACCAAAACUAGAACUUGUUUGUCCGAAGCUGAUGGCUGCCCUUGCAACUACCACCAUAUCAACUCCCUGCAACACCGACGUGUGCUACUUCCCUCGUUUGUCGUGCUGUCCUGGAUUCACAUCGACCGUCAUCAAGGGACGGCAUUCGUGUGGCCCUGUGCCGGUCGUUCCCGAAGAACCAUACAUCAACACUUGUGGAGUAGACUGCUGCCCAUCGAAAGGGGAAGCCGUUGAAAAUCAAGUUUGCGGAACAGAUGUGUGUUUGUUCCCGAGAACGACGUGCUGUCCCGGCUUCACAAAGAAGGCAGAUGCCAAAACCAAAACGUUUUUCUGUGGACCACUCCCAGUGGUGCCUGCGUUCAAUCCCGAGCAGACCACUUGUUGCGAUCCAGAGAAGAAAGGGCUUUGGAACGAAUGGACAGAAUGGUCGACCUGUUCUGCUGAUUGCGGCCUCUGUGGUACUCAGGCGCGUAAUCGUACCUGUGCCUCAGCUCCAUACGGUUGUCCAUGCACGGGGAGCACUACCGAAUCGAGAGAUUGCGGACAGGCGGCUUGCACAACUGCUCCUGCAUGCUGUAAGGGCUAUCCGGCAGUAGGAUACGACGGCGCCAAAUUUUGUCAACCGGAACCGUGGAGCGUUCAAAUCAAAUCAAGCUUGUGGAUCUCCCGUCUGUACAUUCCCGAGAGCGACAUGCUGCGCUCCAUACGUGAAGAAGAUCGUGAACAA
Ostertagia ostertagi is the source of this 2133-nucleotide messenger RNA. The record is from the annotation of a GenBank genome assembly. Lineage: Eukaryota; Metazoa; Nematoda; Chromadorea; Rhabditida; Trichostrongylidae.